AUGGAUAUGACCCGAUUUACCGGGUGCACUCGCAAACAAAGUGAAAAACGUGAAUUCCGUGAUGCAGGCGUCAUUGAAAACGGGACGAAAGUGCAAUACAAGACCAUGGGGCGUUGUCAGCCACAGAAUGACAACAUGAACAAACUCAUCCUCCCGGGCAUUGUACAUUUAUGCAUUCGUUGCACAGUCGAAUCGUUCACUCUAGUAACGCAUGAUUCCAAAUUUAAGGCCAGUGUGUCGACCUGUGCACUGAUUCUGCCAUACUAA
This is a messenger RNA of Opisthorchis viverrini, 267 nucleotides long. RefSeq lists its product as hypothetical. The transcript has a single exon. The coding region runs from base 1 to 267 and encodes 88 amino acids. Lineage: Eukaryota; Metazoa; Platyhelminthes; Trematoda; Opisthorchiida; Opisthorchiidae. The record is from RefSeq and is a predicted model, not a curated record.